Molecule: messenger RNA, 1518 nt
Organism: Xylona heveae TC161
Lineage: Eukaryota; Fungi; Ascomycota; Xylonomycetes; Xylonales; Xylonaceae
Product: glutamate-rich WD repeat-containing protein 1
Exons: 4
Coding region: 1-1518 (505 amino acids)
Molecular function (GO): protein binding
Source: RefSeq, a predicted model, not a curated record
AUGAGCAAGCGCGCUGCAGAACCGUCUGACAAGGAACUCGACGCCCUGAAGGGCGGAGAGCGCCCUGCAAAGCCCGAAGACAACCCCGAAAUUGGAGAAUUCGAGGACGAGUACGAAGAUGAAUUCGAAAGUGAAGACGAGAUUAUUGAGGCUGGUGUUGAUGGCCGGCCAGAUGAGGAACGAGAAGCUGAGGAGCAGGGUGACGGCGCUAAUUGGAUUCUCAUAACAGAGGCAAUGGAGGUUGACCAACAAACAUUCAUUCCUGGACGACAUAAGCUUUCCACCGGCGAGACUCUCUCGCCCGAUGCCUCGGCCUACGACAUGCUGCAUACGCUGACUUCAACAUGGCCCUGCCUGUCCUUUGAUGUUCUGCGCGACGACCUCGGCGACAACCGAACAACGUACCCCGCGACCAUCUACGCCGUUGCAGGCACACAAGCCGAGUACUCGCGGGCGAGAGAAAACGAGCUGAUGGUCAUGAAACUGAGCGGGCUGAGCCGGAUGGAGAGAGACCGGGAAGAUUCAGACUCAUCCGAUGACGAAGGCGACGAAGAGAACGCUGAUCCCAUCCUCGAGUCCAAAUCGAUUCCGCUUGGCUCAACCACGAACCGCGUCCGCGCACACCAGUGUCCUCCCACUUCGUCGUCGAAGCCUGCGACAACUCUGACCGCAACCAUGACUGAAGCCGGCGAGGUCCUCAUUCACGACAUCACGCCCCACUUGACUGCGUUUGACACGCCCGGCAUGACCCUUACGCCGCAGCAAUCCAAGCCUCUUUCCACGCUUCGCAUGCACAAAUCUACUGAAGGAUACGCGCUUGACUGGUCGCCGCUCGUCCCGCAGGGCAAGCUCCUGACCGGCGACAACAACGGUAAGAUCUUCGUCACCACACGGACCGACGGCGGCGGAUGGGCAACAGAUUCCCGUCCGUUCACGGGACACACGAGUAGCGUUGAGGAAAUUCAGUGGUCGCCGUCGGAGCGCAACGUAUUCGGCUCCGCCAGCAGCGACGGCACAGUGCGGAUCUGGGACUUGCGUUCCAAGUCUCACUCCCCCGCCAUCAGCCUCAAGAUCAGCGACACCGACGUCAACGUCAUGUCUUGGUCUCGGAACACGUCUCAUCUGCUGGCCACUGGCGCGGACGACGGUCAAUGGGCCGUGUGGGAUCUUCGCCAAUGGAAACCUUCCGCCCCAACUGCCCCCGCUCCUGCUCCUGCCCCCGUCGCUUCAUUCGACUUCCACAAAGAACAAAUCACUAGCAUCGAGUGGCACCCGACAGAAGACAGCGUCGUGGCCGUCGCCGCCGGCGACAACACCCUUACGCUGUGGGAUCUUGCCGUCGAGCUGGACGACGAAGAAAGCCGCGACACCGCCGGCGUCCAGGACGUUCCCCCGCAACUGCUCUUCGUGCACUACCUCGAGAUGGUCAAGGAGUGCCACUGGCAUCCCCAGAUUCCUGGCACGCUUAUGGCCACUGGUGGCGGUGGAUUUGGUGUCUUCAAGACAAUCAGUGUUUAA